GCUGUUAGCUGCUUCUGUAGCCAGCAGCAUUCAAACCUUGCAGGCUUUUGCUCUCUGAGAGCUUGUAAUAAGACACACGCCUCUUACAAGAGUUCAUGCUACAGCUUAACAAAGAAACUUACAUUGUUGGAAGAACAGUGUAUUCAUUUUGGCAUUGUGCAGAGCAAAGCAAACCCGGUGGACUCUUUUCCACCCCUCAAAAUGAUAGCAGUCAGCCUUGCGAUCCUCUUGUCCCUUUUCUGUGAAGCAAGUACCGUCGUCGUCUUACUCAAUUCCACUGAGUCAUCUCCGCCAACCAAUAAUUUCACUGAUACUGAAGGAGCCCUCCGCGCACCACUCCAGUCUGCGGAGAUCCCUAAAGCCAGGCGGAAGCGCUACAUUUCGCAGAAUGACAUGAUCGCCAUUCUUGAUUACCAUAAUCAAGUUCGGGGCAAAGUGUUCCCACCAGCAGCAAACAUGGAAUACAUGGUCUGGGAUGAAAAUCUUGCAAAAUCUGCUGAGGCAUGGGCAGCCACCUGCAUUUGGGAUCAUGGACCUUCGUAUUUGCUGAGAUUUUUGGGUCAAAAUCUAUCUGUACGAACUGGAAGAUAUCGCUCUAUUCUCCAGCUGGUCAAGCCAUGGUAUGACGAAGUGAAAGAUUAUGCCUUUCCUUACCCCCAGGAUUGCAACCCUCGCUGUCCUAUGCGAUGCUUUGGUCCCAUGUGCACUCAUUAUACACAGAUGGUUUGGGCCACUUCUAAUCGAAUAGGAUGUGCAAUUCACACUUGCCAAAAUAUGAAUGUCUGGGGAUCUGUAUGGCGACGUGCAGUGUACUUGGUCUGCAACUAUGCUCCAAAGGGUAACUGGAUUGGAGAAGCACCAUACAAAGUAGGAGUGCCAUGCUCAUCGUGUCCUCCGAGCUAUGGGGGAGCCUGUACUGACAAUCUGUGCUUUCCAGGAGUGACGUCAAACUACCUGUACUGGUUUAAAUAAGCUUAUCCUUUUUCCUCUGGGAGAUACAUUGGUUUUUGGACUCAUAAGCAUAUAUAUAUAUUGAAGUCUGAACAUAUUAUACAUAUUUUAUUAUAAUCUUGUUCUCAUUUUAAUGGUCAGUUGUCUGGUGUUUAUCUAGGGUGCUAAGUCUUAGAUACAAGCAAAACAUCAAUUUCUACUUUUCUGACCUUAAAUUUAAGUUAAAAUAUUGUAUAUGUAGUGAUGACAUAGUUGUUGCAUCCAAUUCCAAACCUGCAUUCCAGGGAAAUUAUGUUAUUGUGUCCCUAAGGAAUGAAAUGUAUGUUCAAGCUGUAAUAUGUGUGUAUUCAUAUGUAUACAUAUGUAUAUGUAUGCACACACAUAUGAUGUGUGAUGUGACACACACAAUAUGAUGUGAUAGUUAAUAAGGAAAAUGAAAAAUAUAUUUGGGUUUAUGGGACUCUUUCAGGAUCAUUUCUACAACACCCAAAAAAGGAUAAUUUGCAACUCAGUGAUAUUUGGAAAUAAUUUCUUCAAGCAAUCGUAGAGUUUGUUCUGGAGAUACUUUAUUUUAUUUGGGUCUACAAAAUGUAUUCUGGAUUUAUGGAAGUUUCCAUAACACACUUUUUGUGUAGUUUCUUUUUUUUUGAAUGAGUAAAUCUGUUGAGUAUUUACUUUGACUAAUUCACUUUGCUGGUUAUGUUCUGAUAAUGCAAAGAUGAUUACAUGUGAUUCCUGCCUUUGAGAAGAUGUCAGAGAGGUCCACAAAACAGCAGAGCCUAGUAAUUUGGCUAUAAUUUUUUUUUAGCUAAUUAUUUCUCAUAUAUCUGGAGGAACAGACAUAGUAACCACUUAUAGGUGGAAUGGACAGUAAGUACUGCUGUCUCACAUGUAAAGUAUCUGUUUCCCAGGAAACUCCAAUAUUUAAAUGAAAAAUGGAAGGUCUCAUAGUUAUAGUGCUGUGAAUAGACACCAGGGCCAAGGAAGCUUAUAAAAAGAUAGCAUUUAACUGGGGGGGGGGCUUGCUUACAGUUUCAGGGGGUUAGUCCAUGAUCAUCCUGGUGGGGAGAUGGAGGCAGGCAGUCAGGAGGCAUGACACUGGAACAGGAGCUGAGAGUUUAUACCCUGAUCUGCAGGCAGGAGGCAGGGAGAGUGAGACUGGGCCAGACCUGGGUUUUUAAAACAUCAAAGUCAACCCACAGUGACACACUUCCUCCAAUAAGGUAACACCCUCUCCAACAUGACCACACCUCCUAAUCUUUCCCAAAUAGUCCACCAAGCAAGACCCUGUACUCAAAUACAUGAAUCUAUGGGAGCCAUUACCAUUCAAAUCACCAAACCUCCUAAGAAUCAACAACUUCUCAGAGAUUUCUGAAGAAUAGGCUAGGCUGAAAACAAGAUCCUCAGAAUGCUGAGGAGGUCCAAGAGAAGUAAGAGGUAUGAAUAAUCACAUGAUUAGCAUGAUGGUACAAAAAGACCAGGCAGAAGGCUACAGAAAAGUUUAACGCAUCUUGGGACCCAUUAACAAAAGUUGAAGGGUUUUAUAAAGAAAUGUGUAGGGAUGAGGGCACAUUCAUCUCGUUUUCUCUGCUAUUAAUUGGAGAAGGUCAAUCUAUCUAUUAUCUUGAGCUUUUGAAUAUCAUAGUCAAGAUCCUCCAUAAAUACCACAUGUAGUCAAUUUUCUUAAUAUAGUCCCCCCUCGAUGGAUGUUUUUCAAAGAACUAAUUAUGAAACUUUAUUUUUAUAGAAGAGUAAUUUUCAGUUCCUCAUUAACUUUGUUUAUGAAAAUCAAGUAAAUCAUUGCAAAAACUUCUCUCAUGAGAUUAGGAAAUACACGUCUUAAUUUAUAAAAUCAUUUUCAGAGAGGACAAUACAAUAUCUGGGCCAAGACAUGGAGCAAAUUAUAUUUCAAAUGUGUGUGUGUGUGUUUGUGCGCAUACAUGUGAGCAUGAGUAUAGACUUACAGAGCAAGUAAACAUGGUCAUUUUAGAGAGCAAAUAACAGAAGAAAGUUACUUUUUAAAAUUCCAUACACAGCUGCAGUUUCUUAGGUGGAUGCAUUGAAAGAUGGCAGAUAGUUAAUUAGAUCCAUUCAAUGGGAGAAGAAUCCACCAUCUGGAUCCUGGGCCUACUUGCUGGCAAACAAAUGGUCUAAUUACUUUCAAACACUGACAAUUGGAACAAAAUGUUUUGUUAUUAAGUGACCCUGCCUUGUGGAAACAUAUAUGGGCCUUAUUUAAAUAAGUAUUUCAGGAAUGCAAUAGAGAACAGAAGUAUUAUAUAAUAUAGAGUUGAUCCAAUUUUCUUUUCUUUCUUUAAUUAUAUUUCCCUUGAGGAUGUCUCACAUAUCUCAGGUUGACCUUAGACUCACUAUGUCAUCCAGAAUGACCUGACUCCUGAUCCUCUUGCCUCUAACUCUCAAAUACUGGAUUUUCAGUGUGUGUCACCUGGCUAUUGGAAGGGAUUUCACUUUGAUGAUACCAGCUUGACUCACCCAAGAAUGUUUUCAUCCUUAAUGUUACUGAAGUAAAAAAAAGUAUAUAAACAGGAGUUUGUAGCUCUCAUUUCUAGGUUUCUUUCUAGCUUGCAUGGGUAAUUGAGUUUCUCAGAUUGAAGGCAUAAUAGCGAUAUUUGAUAUGUAGUUCACAGACUUACCCAUGAAUGUUAAUUCACCAUAUUAACAGAAAUAUAUGAAUAUUAAUAUAAUCACUGCCAGAACUUCUCUUUGGCAUGAACUCCAUGUGAUUCACUUUGUUUAUUAGAGUAUGUUAUUCAAUGGCAAUAGUUUAACAAAUGUUUAGUAAAGUGGAGUUUUCAGAAUUAGUUUAAAAGUCUAAGCCUGAAAAAGUUGAACCGAAUUCUGCUAUUCUAGUCUUUUAAAGACCCUAAAUCAUCUAAAAUACAAAGGUUUGAAUGUAAAAACCCUCAAAUAAACCAUCAAAGAUACGAAAUUGAAACUAAGGUUGACAGGCUUACAAAACAACUCUUUGAAAACUGCAACCAGAACCAGUAGCUUCUUCCUAACUUAAUAACUAAGCUGAAAAUACAACGGGUAUAUUUGUCAUUCUGUCUGUAAUUUUUAAUGUUGGUUAUAAAACGGCUAUGUAAAAUAUUUUCCUCCCUGGGCUAAUGCAAAUGAUAGUUUGCUUGUAUCAAUGUAGCAUCAUACAUUUUCACAGGGGUGCUAGGUGAAUGGGCUUGCACUGUAAUUCUCAGAGGCAGGACAGGCCUGGCUGUAAACUGUUUCAUACAGGCAGCUUUAAAUAGUCAGCAUAAAAGUUUUUAGUUUGAAAUUUUUCAUUAAAAAUAAUAUGACUGGCAGCAUUGAUGUCCCCUAGUGCUAUUUAUUUAGUAGUAAAGUAACAUUUUGCUACAAUACAAUUUUUUUUUUUUUGCCUUCACGGGGGAAAAACAACUAAAAUGAAAUCCACUAUUUUGCUACAAAAUUGAUGCACUACUUUCUAGGGAUGUAUGUGAACUGUGUAGGUGUGGUCUUAGCAUUCUUGUAAUGACAGAUCAGCUUGCUUUAAUAACAUAGAAGCUGAGGUUAUCAGUUCUAUUGUUUUUGCUUCGGGCAUCAUCACGGCUGUGGCCCGUUAAAGCUUUGGUAGAAGUUUUGACGGGCUCUGCUGUCACCAGCACUGAAUUCUAAUUUCUAUGCAGCCCUAGCACGAAGCAGACCACGAAGAAGGACAAGUCCAGCCAAUAAAGCCUAUUCUGAAUAUUUUAAUGGAAACAAUAUAUUUCCCAUACUUUUGUAUUAAAUAAACCCGCGGAGUCUACACUACUAAAUCCAGUGCAUAUUUAUACCACUUUAAGUGUUUUGAGUUUCUUCCUUGCUUGGUAAAUAAUGCAAAAUAAAUGGCUGAGCUGAAUAUUUUCCUGCAGGCAAAGCAAUGCUGAACCCCUGGGCUGUCUUUCCCCUUAGGUUUCACAGUAUCAUAGGAUGUGAAUCUUAACAUAGAUGGAAGGCUCUACCUACUGAAGUAUUUGGGGGGGGGGUAAAGUUAUAUUUCUGGUGGUUGCUAAUAUUGUCUUUGUUUUUAUGAAGGUUUUGCAUUGUUAUAUUUGUGGGUGAAGACAUUUAAAUGAAAAUGCCUUUUAAAAAUUGUGUCAUGGCUCAACUUCCAAAUGUAAAAUGUUGAUUAAAAUUGAGAAAGUUUAACAAUUCACUGGUUAAAGGUGCUGAAAAAUUACAAUCACCAUAUGGUUACAAUUUUGAGGUUUCUUUGAAACUACAGUUGUUAUUAUUAAGUAUGAACUACCAAUAUUUAUCUAUUCUGGUGCUGAAUAUAUGGUGCUAAAUGAAUUGUUAGUGUAAACAGUUUUAAAACUACUCCUUUUUAUCCACUAAAUUCUUGAUUCAGAAGUAAUAGCAAAAAUUCUAUCUUAUCUUCACUUCACCAAAGUAUGACAGUUGAGUCUGUUUCCUCUGUUUAACAAUACAAUGUUAUUACAUAUAAAUAUAUUUCAAAUAUAUUUUCUUUAGAAGUGAUUGGUUUCUUCAAGUGGGUAUUCUUUCCUUUGUGUGUGUGUGUGUGUGUGUGUGUGUGUGUGAGAGAGAGAGAGAGAGAGAGAGAGAGAGAGAGAGAGAGAGAGAGAGAGAGAGAGCGCUGAAAGUUAAGAUUACCCGUGUUAACCAUGCUGCAGGCCCUGGCGCCCUCUGGUGUUUCUAAAAACAAAUUUGUAGUGACUCAUAAACCUUUGGUAAAAGCCCUUUGUGCUUAGUGAAAAUUUGCCUUGCACUGUCCUGGAGUUUUUCUCCCUAAAUAUCCCAGCAUUAAAACCACAAUACAGCAAGCUGGACUCCAUGGACACCUUCCUUAGAGGUGGAGAAGCCAAUGCAUCCUUCAUUCAUUUACUUACUUCUUUUUUGACAUGAUUGUCUACUAUAAGGUGCUCAAGUUUUGGAUUUGUUUGUUUUUAGAAAACAAUUUAUUAUUGUGUCUUAUUUUAAGGAGUGGUUGUUUAAUUUAGCUUAGGGUAUAACAUAAAAGGAUAACAUUUAAAAUAGUCACUAGUUACAUUUAUAACAGAGUGGUCCACUUCCAUUCUGGUCUAUGACUUGAUGUGUUAUGCUUUUACACUAUUGAAGUAAUAACAUUUUAUUAUCAUUCUAAAGGUGAAAAUUAAGAUGCUAGUGUUUUGGUAGAUUUCAUAAGUUAUCUUAAAGUGUCAAAUAAAUUUACCUGAGGUUAUUUUCAAAUUUGUUAAAGCAAGGAGAACUCUUCAAUGAUCUAAAUCAUACACAAAGCUCCAAAGUACAAGAAACAUAAUAUGAACACACUCUCUCCAGAUCUAGUGCCCAGAAACUUUCUUUCCUGCCCCAGGAUUCCAUUAAACAAAAUAAUAAUACUCAGCUAAGUUAGUGAGCUAACUUACUCUAAAACAAUCAGCAAAUGAAAGAGCAAAAUUUGAAAGCCUAAAGUAUUUCUGGAGUUCUUUUAGAUAACCACUUUCUCUCUGAAUGUUCUGGCAACCUAUUAGUUCUGAAGGGAACCAAACACUGGGCUCAUUUUGUUCCUGGCUAAUUAUUACAGCAUUUGUGGUUUGUUAAUGUUUACGGUGGAUUUUGAUAACAUAAUAUGAAUUAAAUAAAGAUGGUGCAUACAUAUAUGAAGAGUGUGUUUUUAAAAAAAAUAUGUUACUCUUUCAAGUAUUUAUAUAAUCCUAAAAUUCAAUGUAUCAUUUCAGAAAUUUUAAGCAUUAAUUUGGAUGGUCAUAAUUCAUGAUGUAGUGCUGCAUUGGUAAAAAGGUGACCCUUUAUGUUGUGAAAUAUUGUUAUGAAUGGAUAUAUAUUUAACCUCUGUCCCUAAGAAACAUAGCAAAUGUAGCUUUUUUAGCCAUACUGUACUAUGUUUUCCAAUAAAAUAUUAUUAUUCAAUAUUUUGAUUUUGAAA
Molecule: messenger RNA, 6850 nt
Organism: Peromyscus leucopus (white-footed mouse)
Lineage: Eukaryota; Metazoa; Chordata; Mammalia; Rodentia; Cricetidae
Gene: Pi15
Product: peptidase inhibitor 15
Exons: 6
Coding region: 202-972 (256 amino acids)
Cellular component (GO): extracellular region
Source: RefSeq, a predicted model, not a curated record